AGCCAUAUUUCCCUGAACACCACUUUGCUUUCCUUUCCUUUGGUUUUGUUUAUUUUUGGAGUGAGAAGAGAUCUUAAAAAUGGCUUACAAUCUUCAAUCUCUCAUCACCAUCCUCCAAGGGAUUCUGGAUCCCCAACAAACACGCUGGAUUCUUGGACCUCAGAAACCACACCUCCAAUCCCUCCUCGGAAAAGCUUCUUCCCUGCAGCAGAUUCUCGAAAAAACUCCACCACUCACCAAAAUACCAAGCUUGGAGUGCCAAAUCAGAGACGUAGCAAAUGAAGCUGAAGACAUCGUUGAAUCUCACAUGGUUGAACGAAUGCUCUCGAUGCCUGAAGGCGUGAACUUCACUCCGCUGGCACCAGAUGUGCUGCUAGUGACGCAAAAACUUGAUUCUGUGAUCGAACAAGUCGUGAAGCUCGUGGAGGUGGAGACAAACAAGAAGCCGACUGGCAGCUCGUGGAGUGGUGCUUCUUUCUCGAGCGUCGUGGUGGGAGUUGAUGAAGAUCUGAUGCAGCUGAAGGAUCGGCUGACCGGGAAUCAGAGCAAGCUGGAGAUCCUGCCCAUCGUGGGUAUGGGUGGUAUAGGUAAAACCACUCUUGCUCGAAAACUUUAUCAAGAUUCACUCAUUCUUGACCACUUUAGUCAUCUUGCUUGGACCACAGUUUCGCAAGAUUACAAUAUGCGGUCAAUUCUAUUAAGCCUUCUUCGUUGCAUAAUUGGAAAAGAAGAAUGUGACAAACAUAAUGGAAAGGGAGAUGGUGAGUUAAAAGAUAUCUUGUAUAGAAACUUGUGUGGUAGAAGAUACAUGAUUGUAUUAGAUGAUAUUUGGAGCACCAAAUUCUGGGAUGAGAUAAGGAGGUACUUCCCGGACAACAAUAACGGGAGUCGGAUUGUGAUCACCACUAGGGAAUCGGAUGUCGCCAAAUAUGCAGACUCGGAGAUUCAGCACCAUCAUCAGGUGCAGUUGCUGAGCGAGUCUCAAAGUUGGGAUCUACUUAGCCAAAUUGUGUUUCAAGAAGAGGAUUGCCCUCAUGAGUUACAAGGGAUAGGAGAGAAGAUUGCGAGUGAUUGUGGUGGGCUUCCUUUAGCUAUCAAUGUGAUUGGAGGGCUGUUGUCAAAGGUGGAAAGGUUAAAAGAUGCUUGGGAGAAUAUUGGGAACGACGUAAGAGCUGCAAUUGCUGAAUCGGACAAGCAGUUCUCCAAUAUACUAUCCUUAAGUUAUAACCAUCUGCCGAUUCACUUGAAACCAUGUUUCCUAUAUAUGGCAGCAUUCCCUGAAGAUUAUGAGAUCGACCUGUUGAGACUCGUAAGGAUGUGGGUAGCAGAAGGAUUUGUGAAAUCGAAUGGAGAAAAAAGUUUGGAGGAAGAGGCAGAGGAUUAUUUAAAGUCACUUGUAGAAAGGAAUCUAGUUUCGGUUAUUACAAGUUAUGAUUGGUAUGGAGAAACAAAGAGGUACAGCAUGCAUGAUCUUUUGAGAGAUUUAUGCAUUAGGAAAGCUGAUGAUGAGAAGUUUCUACAUGUCAAGAAUUCGACCGAGCUCACAUUCUCUAACCAGCUGCGUCGUGUGAGUAUUCACACAUCAUAUGGAAUGGAAGAUGAUGAGUAUGCUUCUUCAUCAGAGAUGUCAGUUGUUCGAUCAUUUCUAGUAUUUGUCAAGUUGGAUAGGAAUGUAUCUCCCAUGGUUUCCACAUUAAGAUUGCUUAGGGUGUUGGAUUUAUUGAAAAUGAAUAAGUAUGCAAUUGAGUUCCCAGAAGAAAUAUUACAACUUGUGAACUUACGCUACUUAUCUAUCAAUUGCAAGUCAUUGCCAAGAAGUGGAAUAUCAAGAUUGUGUAAUUUGCAAACCUUGAUUGUGGAAUAUCAAGAUUGUGUAUCCAACAAAAUUUGGGAGAUCUUUAUUUUUCCCAUGUCCUAUAGCUAUUUCCCAGCUGAGUUGUGGGAGAUGUCUGAGUUAAGACAUCUCAUCAUAUUGAAUACAUAUCUCGAGAUGGAAUAUGAUUACAUGAAAAAAAUUGUUCUGGAGAAGCUGCAGAUGAUACGGGGUGUGAAGCUAAGUCCGUCAAUGAUUAGAAGUGGUUUCUUGGAAAUCAUUCCAAAUAUAAAAAGCUUGGAAAUCCGGUAUGAGGAUGAUGGCUCAUCAGGGAUGAGUGAAGUAGUUGAUCUGAGUCAUCUUCACAAACUCCAAACAUUAACCUGGAUUUCAUCAAGGGAUCAAUAUCUGCACGUACUCAAAUUUCCAUCUACUCUUAGAGAAUUAUAUCUGGAGGAUUGUGUAAUAACUCCGGCAGCGACGACGGCUCUGUGUGCACUACCGAAUCUGGAAGUGCUCAAGAUGACACAUUGUACCUUCAAAAGCAGUGAGACAGAAGAAGAAGAAGCAAAUGAAGAGUGGGAAAUAGCAGAAGGAGAUGAAUUCAGCUCAUUGCAGUUUCUACAACUCCAUAAAUGUUAUAGUCUGGUGCGUUGGAGAGCUGAUGAAACCAACUUCCCUAGACUCCGCCAUCUCUUUAUACAAUGGUGUCCGUAUCUAGAGGAAAUCCCCGCCGGCAUUGGAGAAAUCCCAACCCUGCAAUCAAUCCACGUAGAAUGGUGCAGCGAUUCAGCAGAGGCCUCAGCGAAACAGAUUCAGGAGGAGCAGCAAUCUGAAUACGACAACUACGACCUCCAACUUCGUAUCUUCCCAUCAUAUGAAAAUUCUUGUGUCGUCUCAUAAUAGAGCACAUAAAGAGGAAGAGAAAAGAAAGGAAGAUCGAUGAAGACGACUCAAAGUGGCCAUAUUUGAAACUCAUUUGAUUUCUCCUCUCUUCUUGUCUUACCAUUACCAUUGCUUCACAAUUUGCUUUGUUUUUCACUUUUGAUGCUUUUCUUACUGCCUUUUUUUCCCCUCUUUUGUUUGGUGCUUAGUUUUAGAAGAGCAACUCCUUUUCCCUUUUAGUGUUUUUCACUGCCUUUUUAGUCUUGGGACUUUUAAUGAGACUUGAACCUUUAAUUGGAUUUUUUGUUAAU
This is a messenger RNA of Salvia miltiorrhiza (redroot sage), 3009 nucleotides long. Its product is annotated as putative late blight resistance protein homolog R1A-10. NCBI's taxonomy places the organism in Eukaryota, Viridiplantae, Streptophyta, Magnoliopsida, Lamiales, Lamiaceae. The record is from RefSeq and is a predicted model, not a curated record. The coding region runs from base 80 to 2716 and encodes 878 amino acids. Gene Ontology annotation, molecular function: ADP binding. The transcript is spliced from 2 exons. Gene Ontology annotation, biological process: defense response to other organism.